[Torrubiella] hemipterigena is the source of this 1566-nucleotide messenger RNA. The record is from the annotation of a GenBank genome assembly. NCBI's taxonomy places the organism in Eukaryota, Fungi, Ascomycota, Sordariomycetes, Hypocreales, Clavicipitaceae.
AAGCACGCUACCACCUGUUCCCGGUGCGCACAGCCUGUUGGCCUUCCCGGUUUCUGGUUCCCCCAUAUAUUCAUCACCGCUGCCCCCCCUCCUCUGUCAAUCCCUCUUCCUCCAUACUUCCUAUUCCUCAUAUACCCCAUUUGUUCUGUUUCUUGAUUCCCCCAAGACCCAGAAUCAUCCUAGCUCAACCCUCAGUUACCUUCCAGUUGCCUACUACCUAGCGCAACAACCUUUCUAGCUCAAUUGUCUUCUUACGCGUAAUCUACCACAAACACCACCGCCAGAAUGCAUCGCACAUACUCUAUGCGCCAGAGCCGCGCUCCUACUGCCUCGCAGCUUCAGACCCCUCCUCCCCCUCCCUCCUCUACCAAGUCCGGCAUCUUCGGCCGUGGCAGUCUUAGCCAUGCUCUCCGCCGCAACGCUGGUGGCGCUUUCGGCCCUGAUUUGGCCAAGAAGCUUGCCCAGCUUGUCAAGAUGGAGAAGAACGUCAUGCGCAGCUUGGAGACUGUUUCCAAGGAGCGCAUGGAUGUUGCUCAGCAGCUCUCCGUCUGGGGCGAGGCUGCCGACGACGACGUUUCCGACGUCACCGACAAGCUUGGUGUCUUGCUGUACGAGAUUGGUGAGCUUGAGGACCAGUACGUCGAUCGCUAUGACCAGUACCGCAUCACCAUGAAGAGCAUCCGCAACAUUGAGGCUUCGGUCCAGCCCAGCCGCGACCGCAAGCAGCGCAUCACCGACCAGAUUGCCCACCUCAAGUACAAGGAGCCCAACUCUCCCAAGAUUGUCGUCCUUGAGCAGGAGCUUGUCCGUGCUGAGGCCGAGUCUCUCGUCGCCGAGGCCCAACUCUCCAACAUCACCCGCGAAAAGGUCAAGGCUGCCUACACUUACCAGUUUGACGCUCUCCGUGAGCACUCCGAGAAGGUUGCCAUCAUUGCCGGUUACGGUAAGCACCUUCUUGAGCUCAUUGACGACACCCCCGUCACCCCUGGUGAGACUCGCGCCGCCUACGACGGAUACGAGGCUUCCAGAGCCAUCAUCCAGGACUGCGAGAACGCUUUGACCAACUGGAUCACCGCCAACGCCGCUGUUUCCUCUAAGCUCUCGACCCGCUCUCGCAACCUGUCUCAGCGCCGCCGCAACAACAUCCGCGCCCGCACUGAGGGCCACGACCUCUCUGGUCAGGAUGCUCCUUACGAUGACUCUGAGGAGGAAGAGGAGGAAGAGGAAGAGGAAGAGGAGCUCAACGGCGAGACCCGCGGCCGAACCCAGGAGGCUAUCGCUGCCUAAACUCGUAACGAAUAUACGCACCAAAACUAGCAAAAACGAAUGAAAAAAAUGGGAAACAAAAACAAUCGACUGUCUUUUGGAUAACAACAAACAGUCAACAUGCCGGCGACAUAAUUGUGGUAAUAUAGAGCUGGGCGCCGCCGGCUAGGAGUUGCUUGAAAGCGUGGGGGUAGAACGUUCUAUUAUCAUUAUGAAAGACUUCUUGGGCUAGUUGAAUAGCUUUUGAGCUGUAUGCUUAUUCUAUAAUACCAUUUCGUAUCUAAACAGUAUAAACACAUG